AUGAAGGGAAGAGCAGAUGGAGGGCAAAAGAAACGGGUGAUUGCUUUGGUUUGCAUCGCCGCGGUCGUCCUUGUUUUCGUAUAUCUGUUCUAUGGCUCCUCUGAUAAUAGAGCAUCAGCUAUUGAAUAUGGGAGAAAACUAGGGUUGGGUGGGGAUGAAGAUGGGAACAAACAGGAUGAUACUUCUAGCUCGUUUGGUCUUGAUGAUGGUUUCACGCCGAGAAGUUUUCCUGUUUGCGAUGAUCGGCAUUCAGAGCUUAUUCCUUGCUUAGACAGGAAUCUCAUAUAUCAAAUGAGACUGAAGCUGGAUUUGUCUUUGAUGGAGCACUAUGAACGCCAUUGUCCUCCUUCUGAAAGACGGUUCAAUUGCUUGAUUCCUCCUCCUAAUGGAUAUAAGAUUCCAAUUAAAUGGCCGAAAAGCAGAGACGAAGUGUGGAAAGUGAACAUACCUCAUACUCACCUUGCACAUGAGAAGUCUGACCAAAACUGGAUGGUUGUUAAAGGAGACAAAAUCAAUUUCCCAGGUGGAGGCACACAUUUUCACUACGGGGCUGAUAAGUAUAUUGCAUCGAUGGCAAAUAUGCUUAACUAUCCGAACAAUAUUUUGAAUAAUGGAGGAAGGUUAAGGACAGUUUUUGAUGUUGGUUGUGGUGUUGCGAGCUUUGGAGGUUAUCUUCUAUCAUCGGAUAUUUUAACAAUGUCUUUGGCUCCAAACGAUGUGCAUCAGAACCAAAUCCAAUUUGCUCUUGAGAGAGGGAUUCCUGCCUCCCUCGGUGUUUUAGGGACAAAGAGGCUCCUGUACCCAAGCAGAUCUUUUGAACUUGCUCAUUGUUCACGUUGCAGAAUCGAUUGGCUUCAAAGGGACGGGAUUCUUCUUCUUGAGCUAGACAGAGUACUCAGACCUGGUGGUUACUUUGCAUAUUCAUCUCCAGAGGCAUAUGCUCAAGAUGAAGAGGACCUCAGAAUCUGGAGAGAAAUGAGUGCUCUUGUGGAGCGUAUGUGUUGGAAGAUAGCUGCAAAAAGGAACCAAACUGUUAUUUGGGAGAAACCUUUGACAAAUGAUUGUUAUUUGGAAAGAGAACCCGGAACUCAGCCUCCUCUUUGCCGUUCUGAUAAUGACCCUGACGCUGUAUGGGGCGUAAACAUGGAAGCUUGUAUUACUCCUUACACUGACCAUGACCACAAAACCAAGGGAAGUGGAUUAGCUCCAUGGCCAGCUCGGUUAACCUCUCCUCCUCCUAGGCUUGCUGAUUUUGGCUAUUCAAAUGGCAUGUUUGAGAAAGACACGGAACUUUGGAGGCAGAGAGUGGAUAGUUAUUGGGAUCUCUUGAGUUCUAGAAUCGAAUCAGAUACAGUGAGGAACAUAAUGGACAUGAAAGCAAGCAUGGGCUCCUUUGCUGCUGCUUUGAAAGAUAAAGAUGUAUGGGUAAUGAAUGUUGUUCCCGAGGACGGACCUAACACGCUUAAACUGAUAUAUGAUAGAGGUUUAAUGGGCGCCGUUCAUAGCUGGUGUGAAGCAUUCUCUACAUAUCCAAGGACCUAUGAUCUUCUCCAUGCUUGGGACAUUAUAUCAUAUAUCAAUAAAAAAGGGUGUAGUGAAGUUGAUUUGUUACUAGAGAUGGAUCGAAUACUGCGCCCGAGCGGGUUUAUAAUCAUAAGGGAUAAACAGAGAGUGGUGGAUUUGGUGAAGAAGUAUCUAAAGGCAUUGCAUUGGGAGGAAGUAGGGACUAAGAUAGAUUCAGAUUCAGAUCAAGAUUCAGACUAUGUUGUAUUCAUUGUCCAGAAGAAGUUGUGGUUGACUAGUGAAAGCCUUAGAGAUAUGGAGUGA
Molecule: messenger RNA, 1827 nt
Organism: Arabis nemorensis
Lineage: Eukaryota; Viridiplantae; Streptophyta; Magnoliopsida; Brassicales; Brassicaceae
Source: the annotation of a GenBank genome assembly